AUGAUAACAAAUGAUUACUCAUACUGGCAUAGGAUUAUUAGUAGUCGUAUCACUGAGACAGUCUCUGGCAUAACCAGCAUUCGCCAGUGGACAUGUCCUCAAUCAUCUUUUGUUAAACUGAAUUUUGAUGCUUCUUUCAAAGAAAAAACUAAAGAUGUAGGAAUUGGACUAAUAUUGCGCAAUUGUGCAGGUGUUAGAGAUGGAGGUAGAUGCUACUAUAUAAAAGUAAUGGACCCAGAACAAGCGGAGGCAAAGGCGCUCUUGGAGGCAAUUAUUUGGGCCAGGAGAAAAGGAAUAAGGAAACUGCACCUGAAAGGGGAUUGUGAGAAUGUAAUCAGAGCUCUCAAUGGCAGUCUAAGUUCAAUCAAAUGGACAAUUAGAAAUAUUAUCUUAGAUAGUUUAAAUUUAUUAGAUUAUUUUGAAGGAUGGUUAUGUACUCAUGUCCAUAGAGACAUUAAUCAUGUGGCAGACACAAUAGCAAAAUAUGCAAGAAACUCAAGUGCUGAUAAAGAAUGGAUUGAGGCAAUCCCUUCUUGGCUAGAAUUAUGUCUACAAAAAGACACAUUUUUGUAA
Papaver somniferum (opium poppy) is the source of this 573-nucleotide messenger RNA. RefSeq lists its product as uncharacterized. The record is from RefSeq and is a predicted model, not a curated record. The transcript has a single exon. NCBI's taxonomy places the organism in Eukaryota, Viridiplantae, Streptophyta, Magnoliopsida, Ranunculales, Papaveraceae. Gene Ontology annotation, molecular function: RNA-DNA hybrid ribonuclease activity; nucleic acid binding. Bases 1 to 573 code for a protein of 190 amino acids.